Hemibagrus wyckioides is the source of this 3088-nucleotide messenger RNA. Its product is annotated as semaphorin-7A. The transcript is spliced from 14 exons. Bases 49 to 1929 code for a protein of 626 amino acids. Gene Ontology annotation, molecular function: integrin binding; semaphorin receptor binding; chemorepellent activity. Lineage: Eukaryota; Metazoa; Chordata; Actinopteri; Siluriformes; Bagridae. The record is from RefSeq and is a predicted model, not a curated record. Gene Ontology annotation, biological process: regulation of inflammatory response; positive regulation of axon extension; neural crest cell migration.
GUAUAAAUUCGAAGGCAUGGCGCAGUUCAAUCCAGUGUUGAUGUGAAGAUGGCAAUCAGAGGACCAUACACACCGCUUUUAGCUUUAAUCUGGAUCACAGUUUGCAGAUCCACACUUGGGAUUCAUCACUUUAAGCCUCGGAUCAUAGUGAACAGAGAAAAUGGAGCUUUUCACACUUUAAGCACGUCAAGUGGACACACGAUUGGUAACAUGAAGCUAGUCCAGGAUUCCCACAGACGAGAAAUCUAUGCAGGAGGAAAUCAGAGCCUGUUCAGGUUAAAUCUAAAAAGCCAGCCUCCAACGCUGACGGAGGUGAAUUUGACGGGUUAUGAAUCGGAAUGCGAGAGCGGCUCUACUAAUUGUGGAUUACAAAUCUCCAUGCUGAAAGAGGGAAGGAACGGAAAUCCUCUGUUCGUGUGUGGAAACAGAGAACAAACGACCGAGUGCUGUGAUGUGACUCCAGAGCUCCUUCUGGUGAACUGCUCCGAACUGAUGUAUCAACCACAAUUCAACGAGCCUGCUGUGCAUGUUGGUGAUGCGCUGUAUUACACAAUCUCGCAUUCGGAUCAGUUACAUCUCAGCGGCCUCUACAGAUGGGCAAGCAAUGACAUUUAUACCUGGCCGCUGACAGGACAAGUCGAGCAGAGGCAUGUAAAAAUCUUAGCAAAUAAAGGGAAAGGAUCACUGGAUGGAAAAGUCUACUACUUCUACAUCGAGCAAAACCAGGACCAGAACCCGGACAUGCCCCUCUGGAUCCCCAGAGUUUCUCAGAUCUGCAUGUCGGAUCUCGGAGGCACGAAAACGGUGCUGCAGUCCCGCUGGACGUCCAUGCUGACCGCACGGCUGUUCUGCGGAGACGAGAAGAAGCUGUCGUAUACGGAGCUGCUGGACGUUGCUGUGCUGGAAGCUGCAGAAUGGGAAAACACCAUGAUUUACGCCCUCUUCAAAAAUGCUUACAACUUCAGAGCCGUGUGCGUUUACAAAAUGUCCGACAUUGUCCGCGUCUUCUCGAGCAACAAAUUCAAAGACGCCGAAGUCGAUACUUCUUCCUCACCACGUCCCGGAGAGUGCGUACAGAACAGUUAUUCGUUAACGCCAAACAUCCUGAGGUUUAUGGAAAGCCGUCCUGAGAUGAAGCAGUGGAUUAUGCCUGUACGAGGUCCUCUGACGUUCGCGCUCAACCAUUACUACACACACCUGCAGGUGGACAGACUGAGGGGCAGGAAGUCAGAACAUCAUAGCCAUCAAGUCCUCUUUAUGAGUCUAGAAAACGGCAAUGUUCAUAAAAUCUUGGAGCAGGAGGGCGAGCCCUUCAUCAUCGCCGAGUACCAGCUCUAUAAAAACAGGACACAGAUCUCCAGCAUGCUGCUCGACAGACAAACAAGAAAGCUUUUUGUGAGCUCCAGCAGCGAGAUGGUACAGAUUGACCUACAUGACUGCAGUGUGUACGGGAAACACUGCCAGUCGUGCAUAAUGGCCCGAGACCCGUAUUGCGGCUGGGACCUGCUGGCCUGUUCGGCUGAUAAGGGAUCCUCAGUACAAGAUUUAACCCAUGGAAACCACAUGAUAUGUGAAAACGCUGUGCCCAAAUUCAGCAAGUCCCGCACAGAAGUCAAACAAGACCGUCCUAGUAGCGUCCCUCAGGACUCUAAAUUCUACCUUAAUUGCCCCAUGGAAUCCCAGCAUGCCUCAUACGCGUGGGACCACGAGGGCAGGAAGAUGGAGUGCGUCUCAGUCGAACAUGACUGCCUUUUGCUGAUCGACAGCAUGAGCAAAAAGUAUGAGGGCGCUUAUCGGUGCGUCUCCUCGGAGAACGGCUACGACAAGACGAUCGUCCAGCAGACGCUGCAGAUGAACGGUGCCUCGGCGACCAGAACGACUUCGGUAGCUCUACUGUGCCUUCUGUUCCUGAUCUCUCUGAUCUGCUAGUGGACCCAACCCUCUUCCAAAAAAAACCCUGUGACUAACCAAACAGUAGCAGAGAUGCAAUAAAACAAGACCACGCCCAUCACGGUGACUCUAAUCUUCCUAUGUCCACCUGAUGUGUAAAGUGAAAGGGUUUGUAUGUGGGAUUGCUGCAUCACUGUGUAAUUUUUCACCACAAACUGUGAAAUCGCAUGUAUAGAGUUUCAAAAGUAUUCAAAAGCUUUAAUGAAUCAUUAAGAGCAUUUGCACUUUGUGGUGUUUCUGUAACGUCGUGUCGUUUAUUAGGCACUUGGUUUACUGUUAGUAUGUCAGUAUAUAUAUAUAUAAAAAACAAGCCUCACAAACUGACCGCAGUGUUUCUGAGUGAGUUAAUUCUACCAGCGGCCUCCAUGUUCACUGAAGUGACUCAUUAUCAAACUCUGCUUCCUCCUUCCAAGCUUUAUUUUUAUUUCUUUUGUCUCUAUGUACAUUAGAUAUAAAUACGAGAACAUUUUGUCUCCAUUUGUUUGUGUACAUUAGUUGUUAUCUUUACCUAGAUUGUUAGUUACAUGUUUACAAGGGGGUAAAUCCAUGUAACCGCUCAUUUUUGCUGAUUAUAUUUAAGGUUAUUUUUAAAUGGAAAUUUGAUUGCGAGUAUAAGUAUGAAAGCUGGUAUUAAUCUUCAUCUGAAUAACAGAAGUUUAUCAGGGAACGGAGUGAAGUUGAGUGACCAAUGUGGUUUUAACCAUGUCUUUGUCAUCCAUAUGAGUAAAUGAGAAAGAAGAUCAGUAAAUAAAUGAAUAUCUUGUAGAUGUGUGGUGUGUGUGUGAGUAAGUGUGAGUGUGUGUGUGAACUCGUUGAGGUCAAGGGAAAAAUGGACAUGGUAAAAAAAAACAAAACAAAACCCACCCACCUUCUGAGAUCAUGUCCUUCACCAAUAAAAGAAAUGGUCUUUCUCCCUCAACAAGUUCCUGAGUACAUUGUGAAUGUCCCACACGCAGAAAUAGAAGAAAAACUUCUGUGUAGUGUGGGUGGGAGUUUAGUUACCUCAAAGUUAUAACCACAGGAUUGUGUAGUAGGACCAUGUGGAAGGAAACAUGACAAAACCUCUCAGACAUGUGGGAAGUGGGAAAGGGUUGAAUUAUUCCACAAAACUAGGCCAAAAAAAAAAAAAAAAGAAUAA